Messenger RNA from Tachysurus vachellii, 1480 nucleotides. It is a transcript of the gene ccdc137, whose product is annotated as coiled-coil domain containing 137. NCBI's taxonomy places the organism in Eukaryota, Metazoa, Chordata, Actinopteri, Siluriformes, Bagridae. The record is from RefSeq and is a predicted model, not a curated record. The transcript has 7 exons. Bases 187 to 897 code for a protein of 236 amino acids.
AAAAAAAAAAUGAGCGCGCAUGCGUAGAUCUGGCACGAGACGCAGAUUGGUAACCACACUGGGAACAAAUAGAUACGAUGGGAAAAAACAGACGAACUAAAGCUUCAAAAUUCACUCAUCAGCAAACAGAAGAACAGAAUCCAAGGGCACAUUAUCCUGCUGAAAGGGUGUACAUGGUCUACAACAAUGCUUAGCAAGAAGUUAAAAAAGAAAGUUAUGAAACCUCAACUGGAUGAACAUCUGGAGCAUAUACCUUUUCAACUGCGUAGAAUUAUGAAAAGUAAAGAAAAAAUGAAUAUGGGAUCCAGUAAACUGAAGAUCAUAAGAGCAUGCAAGCCCAAAGCACAGACAGAAAUCUGUGAGCAGGAUCAGAUCAAAAUUCCACACUUUCGAAGAGGAAAGAAAGAGUCUGAGAGAGCUUACCUACGGCGCAUGUCACAAGAAACGCAGCAUGUUCUCUUUCUCACAAAAAACCAGCCAGAGAGACAUCCUGAACGAAUCCUGGAGGAGAAGGCAACAACUUCAAACAAAAAUCUAAAAAAAAAAAAGUACAAUAAAAGAAAAUUGCUCCAUGAAAAAAAGGUCAAGCUACAAGAGGACAUUGAGAAAAAUAUAUUUGCAGAUAAAGUACAAUUUGGAGAGGUUGCGAUGGAACCUCCAUCACUGACUGUCAAACCAAAGAAGGCUCCUGUGAAACCUCAGAGGGUAUCCAAUAGCCUUCUUCUGAGUUCUAUCCUUGGCCACACUGAUGUCUCAACAGCUAAGCCAUCUAUGGCAAGGCAGAAGAUAAUUGAGGAAGAACAUGAAAGGGUGGUCCAUGCUUACCGCCAACUAAAGAGGAAGAAGAGCGAAAAGCAGCAAAAGGAAUGGAUGAACAAAUUUCUAAACGUUCAAUAAUGCCUCCAGGGUGUGUGGGUGGGUGUGUUUGGAGAUGUUAGUUGUGUGAUGUGUGUGUGUAUGUGUAUAUAUAUAUAUAUAUAUAUAUAUAUAUAUAUAUAUAUAUAUAUAUAUAUAUAUAUAUAUAUAUAUAUAUAUGCACACGCACAUAUUUUUUUAAAUGGUUGAAUGCAAAACAAAAUAAAACAUUCAUGCAGAAUGCAACAGAAAUUGUUGUUGUAAGCUUUGAGACAAGAAUGGAUUGAAGAAGCAGAUUGAAACAAAAAAAAACACAUUGAAUGUUUGAUUCCUUCUGCAGAAAGGAAUUUGUUAAAUCUAUAAUGAAUGCAGAAAACACACUGAUGCUCAUACUUUAUAUAUUCUCAGAAGUUUCUGGUUACACAACUCCACUUGACAAAAUACAGUUGUAGAAUUGACAUUAGUUAAUCACAUGUCACCCAGAUGAGGAUGGGUUCUAUUUUGAAUCUGGCUUUUCUCAAGGUUUCUACCUUUUAUUGUCUGAGGGAGUAUUUCAUUGUCACUCUUUCCUCUGGCUGCUCAAUAAGGAUAAAUAUAAAGUAAAGCAUAAAGCUUUGUGAAAUUA